UCAGAAAUCUUUACUGAUUGGUCCGAUCAUGCCCUCUGGUGGCCAGAAAAGAACAUGUGGCUGAGCAGAACACGUACAACCUUAGAUCAAUAUGGCGUCCACGCAGACGCACUACUUCAUUUUACCCCAAUGCACAAGACGUUGCGACUACAAUUGCCAGAUUUACGAUAUUUGGAUAUGAGAGUGGACUUUUCAAUAAAAACAUUCUCUACCGUUGGACAAGUGUGCAAGACUUUAGGUAUCCGUCACCCCGAAGAGCUCUCUCUUUGCAAACCGCUGGAGUCAAAUCACCUAAAAUACAACUACAAAGACAUGCCAAAAAAACGACAGCAGGAGAACGGGGUGCACCACAGGAACGGUGGUCAGCCGCCCGAUACCAACACUUUUAUAGCCAACAGUAGUCCGAUUGGCAGCACUGACAGUCUGGAUAAAUCGGCUUUUAUGUGUGCCCCUGUCACUCCGAGGGGGCAACCCCCAUCAUCUACCCCGGUGAACAGUCCAAGUCCAGUGAAUAAUACUUUUAAACGAAACGGUCGCGACCAAUGGAACAACUCUUAUGCCCUAAAUAACACGACGAACCUUGAACAAUUAAACGGCAGUUACGAGAGUUUCUUAGCCCACACUAACCAUCAAAAUAAUGAAUGCAGAAAACAUUUGAUUAGGCCUAAAUCCCUGGUGGAGAAAGCAAGAAUGAAUGUUGCCUGGUUGGAUUCUUCAUUGUCAAUUAUGGAGCAAGGAGUCAGGGAGUUUGAUACAUUAUGUUUAAGAUUUAAAUUCUAUGUGUUCUAUGACUUAAAUCCUAAAUAUGAUGCUGUAAGAAUAAAUCAGAUAUACGAACAGGCCAAGUGGCAACUGCUUAACGAGGAAAUUGACUGUACAGAGGAAGAAAUGCUUCUUUUCGCAGCAUUACAAUUUCAAGUUAACUUGCAAGCUGAUCGUCCGCAACCAGAUAUGGAUAAAACAUCGUCGCCGUCUCCUGCGGAAGACGAUAUAGAAGCUGCCCUGACAAACCUUCAAACCACUUUGGAAGGCUCCAGCCUAAACUCCACCUCCAAUGACAUCACCCAAGUGCCUGAACUUAAAGACCAAUUAAGGUUUUUAAAACCCAAAAGGUUCACACUUAAAGGUUACAAAAAGUACUGGUUCACCUGCCGUGACCUUCAUCUGUACAUCUACAAGAGCAGGGAGGAGAUGAUGCAUGGUGUAAAUCCGGCCUUUGAUUUUAACUUGAAAGGAUGCGAGGUCACCCAAGACGUCAAUAUUAGUCAAAAUAAAUUCGUUAUCAAAUUGGAAGUUCCUAGCCCUGAAGGAAUGUCAGAAAUGUAUAUUAGAUGUGAUGACGAAAACCAAUAUGCAAGAUGGAUGGCCUGCUGCAAAUUGGCGGCAAAAGGUAGAUCCUUAGCAGACAGUUCGUUUGAGACAGAAAAGAAAACAAUUCUGGAUUUCUUAAACCUUCAAAGAAGAACUGGCGGUCCAGCUAUUGAUCCAAAUCAGAUUGAUAUCACUAUUGACGAAUAUAUCUCUCCAAGAUACUUGAAAAAACCGAAAGGAAAACCGCUAAGGUUGGACGUGUUUUAUGAGCUCAGCGAUUUUCGUUCGUUAAAAGAAUAUGGAUCAAAGAAUUUGUAUCCAAUUUUGCUUAAAAAAUUAAAUAAAUUCUGUGAAAUGUUAACAAAGGCCUAUAGUGAGUCUGCUAUAAGUAAAACAAGAGUUUACAAUUGGUAUAAGAGUUUUCAAGAUGGCCGUGAAGACGUUGAAGAUGACGAACGCCCCGAACGCACAAGCACAUGA
Brassicogethes aeneus is the source of this 1791-nucleotide messenger RNA. NCBI's taxonomy places the organism in Eukaryota, Metazoa, Arthropoda, Insecta, Coleoptera, Nitidulidae. The record is from the annotation of a GenBank genome assembly.